AUAGCUAGACGAGUUGUAGCAGAAGCACUCGCGGCCAGGCAAAAGACAAGCUGGCAAGAGAAAAUAAACAGCAUGGACGAAGACGCAGUUUGAAAUUCGUGUUAUUGUUAUCGUCCAGUCUAGUGAUUUAAUUACGAACGUUUUUUAUUUUGUUUAUGAACUUGAUCAGCUUUUUGGAAGAUGUCGUGGGGAGUUUGUAGUCGGGCCCUUGUGUGGUGCAUUUUCACGUUGAUCUGCAUCGUGCCGCACACGGGUUUCUGUGGAGCCACCGCCUCACUGCCAGAGAGUCUGCUCUUUGUGUCCACCCUGGAUGGCAACCUGCACGCUGUCAGCAAGAGAUCGGGUUCCAUACAGUGGACGCUGAAGGAAGAUCCUGUUCUACAAGUCCCUACGCAUGUGGCCGAGCCAGCCUUUCUACCAGACCCUAAUGAUGGCAGCCUGUAUUCUUUAGGAGGGAAGAACAACGAGGGACUAACGAAGCUGCCAUUCACCAUUCCUGAGUUGGUCCAGGCCUCUCCCUGCCGCAGUACCGAUGGCAUCCUCUACACCGGUAAGAAGCAGGACGUGUGGUACGUGGUAGACUUGUUGACGGGAGAGAAACAGCAGACCCUGACAUCGGCGUUUGCUGACAUGUUGUGUCCGUCCUCCUCCCUGCUCUUCCUCGGACGCACCGAGUACACCAUCACUAUGUACGACACCAAGAGCCGUGAGCUGCGAUGGAACGCCACCUACUCCGACUACGCCUCCACCCUGCCAGACGACGACACCAAACACAAAAUGGCGCACCUGGUGUCGAACAGCGACGGGCUGGUGGUGACGGUGGACAUCGAGACGGGCGACGUGCGCUGGGUGCAGAACUACGAGUCACCCGUGGUGGCGGUGUACAUCUGGCAACGCGAGGGCCUGCGCAAGGUGUCCCACACCAGCAUGGCCAAGGACACCCUGCGCUACCUGACCUUCAUGCAGGGCGAGGUGGGCCGCAUCACGCGCUGGCGCUACCCCUUCCCCGUCGAGAAGAAGAAACCCAAGGACAAGCUCAUGGACACUCUGUAUGUGGGCCGCACCUCUACAAGCCUGUACGCCUCUCCUUCCCUCGUGCACGACGGAGUCACUGUGAUGCCGCGUGGCAGUACCUUCCCCAUGCUGGAGGGUCCUGGGGGGAUUCCGAGGCGCGUGCCGAAGGAUUUACCGGACUGUGUCAUCACCAGCCCCAACGUCCACCCCGGCACAGCCCUGGAGAAACGCAACCGCAACAUCAACUACAUGUGGGACCACCCUCUCAUUAUAGGUCAUCAUGAGAUGCCGCCAGAGGCCCAGAGCUCUCUGCUGGAAGGCUUCCCAGAGAGUGUACCCCGCCCGCCACACAACGUCAUCCCCCCCACCACCGACAAGCCCCGCGAAGAGAAGAUGAAUGACAGUGGUAUGGAGCAGCCUACCCCAUCCCCGGCCCCGGCCCCGGUGACCGACAUCCAGGAGAAGCGUGCGGGGCGUGGGGAGAGGGCUCCAGAGAAGCCGGUGGACUCCAUGCUCAAGGACAUGGCCACCAUCAUCUUCAGCACCUUCCUGCUGGCCGGCUGGGUUGCCUUCCUCAUCAUAUAUCCCAAGAGCAUGCAGAGGCAGCAGCAGCUGCAGCACCAGCAGUUCCAGCAGCAGAUGGAGCAGAAGCUGGAGCUCCUCCAGAAGCAGACCACCCUGCUGUUCCAGCCCCCCGCAGACCUGCCCCCCGACGAGGCCGCCGAGUACCUGCUGCUGCGCGGGGCCGUGGGCGGCGGAGGAGGAGGAUUAGGAGCAGGAUUAGGUGGUUCAGAGAGCUCGGACCACAGCAGUCCCGCUGGCACGCCCCGAGCCUCCAACCACUCCAACCUGUCCGUGUCCGAGCUGGGCAGCUCAGCCAAUGAGCACGAGGAGAACGAGGACGAGUCUGCUACUGUCAGAGUUGGCAACAUCACGUUCAACCCCAGGAAUGUGCUGGGUCACGGCGCGGAGGGAACCAUCGUGUACAGGGGUCAGUUUGACAACCGCGCGGUGGCAGUGAAGCGGAUCUUGCCCGAGUGCUUCAGCUUCGCCGACCGCGAGGUGCAGCUGCUGCGCGAGUCAGACGAGCACCCCAACGUCAUCCGCUACUUCUGCACCGAGCGCGACCGCCAGUUCCAGUACAUCGCCAUCGAGCUAUGCGCCGCCACGCUGCAAGAGUAUGUGGAGCGUCCCGAUUUCAACCGGCGUGGUCUGGAGCCCGUGUCUCUGCUGCAGCAGGCUAUGUCUGGCCUGGCCCACCUCCACUCCCUCAACAUUGUGCACAGAGACCUGAAGCCGCACAACAUCCUGGUGUCCAUGCCCAACGCCCACGGGCGCGUGCGGGCCAUGAUCUCCGACUUUGGCCUGUGCAAGAAGCUGGCGGCGGGCCGUCACAGCUUCAGCCGGCGCUCCGGCGUGCCGGGCACCGAGGGAUGGAUCGCCCCAGAGGUCCUCAGCGAAGACUGCAAGCUCAACCCGACGUGCACGGUGGACAUCUUCUCUGCCGGCUGCGUCUUCUACUACGUGGUGUCGCAGGGCAGCCACCCCUUCGGCAAGUCCCUGCAGAGGCAGGCCAACAUCCUGCAGGGCAGCUACAGCCUGGAGCACCUGCAGCCCGACCGACACGAGGACAUUGUGGCGCGGGAGCUGAUCCAGCAGAUGCUGAGUCUGGAGCCGCAGCAGCGCCCCCUGGCGGAGCGUGUCCUCAAGCACCCCUUCUUCUGGAGCCUGGAGAAACAGCUGCACUUCUUCCAGGACGUGAGUGACCGGAUCGAAAAGGAGCCGCUGGACGGACCAAUCGUGCGACAGUUGGAGCGCGGAGGGCGGGCUGUCGUCAAGGGAGACUGGAGAGAACACAUCACAGUGCCUUUGCAAACAGACCUCCGAAAAUUCCGUUCGUAUAAAGGAGGAUCAGUAAGGGAUCUUAUGCGUGCCAUGAGAAAUAAGAAGCACCACUACAGGGAGUUGCCCCCGGAGGUGCAGGAGACGCUGGGCUCGGUGCCGGACGAGUUUGUGGCCUACUUCACGUCCCGCUUCCCCUCGCUGCUGACGCACACCCACCAGGCCAUGCGCCUCUGCGCCCUGGAGCGCCCCUUCCUGCCUUACUACCACCCCACAGAGCUGCUCCUGCCCCGGACUACACCCCCAGCCCCAGCCCCAGCCCCAGCCUCAGCCCCAGGUUCAGCCCCAGCCCCAGGCCCAGGCCCAGGCCCAGCCCCACACGCUCACCCACAACCCCCCACUAGCGCACUCUCGCUAUCGCCAGAUCCCCUCACGCAACCCCCACCCACCUCCACAGGCACAGGCACAGGCACAGGCACAGGCACAGGCACAGGCACAGGCACAGCCCCAUGCACUGACUCCCACCAAUCUGACCAACUGUCCAGUACUGCCGCGCCACAGCCAACAGACCCAGAGCCGCCCAGUGCAGUGACUCCCACAGGGGCUGUAGAGGCUCCUGCUUCUCCUGACCCCCCAGCCACUGCAGAGAGCCCCCCUCCUGCACCCACGGACCCCACACAGCAAGGCAGCGCGGAGUGACUGGUGCCAGGCAGGGUGAUGGGUCAUAUUUUGACGGUGGUCGUCGGUAGACACAUUCCAGGAAGCAGGCUGGUCUUUCCCUUCCCUGCCUUAGCCUUGCCUUGUCUUGUCUUGUCUUACUCGCCCCACUCGGCUCUGCCUUUUCUGGUGUGGACUGGGCCUGCAGUGCCCAGGACGUGCCUGUAGGUGGAGCAGUGGCAGCAGUGGCAACAGUGGCAGUGAUGGCAGCCUGAAAUGCCUCCCCCUUUUCAAAUCACACCCCCGCAAAAGUGCCUUGACUCGGAUCCAAUGAGACGCGUUGAAAGGUCAAGGAGUGUCGUUUCGGGUGUGGUGAGGACAUUUGAUCUAAUAGAAGGUUCUACUGAGACUGACGGGAGUUCACGUCAACAGGAGUGGACAAUGUGUAUUAAAUUUUUUUGUCAGAGACGUGACGGCAAUUGAUUUUUUGUUCUAUUGUUAUUAUUAUUGUUUAUUAUAUUAUUAUUUCUCUUAUUGUUGUGCAAUGUUGUUUUAAGGGUUCAAGGAGUUCUCACUGUCAGAUGUAUAUUUUUGCAGAGGAAAUACCAAUGGUUUGAUUCUAACUGUUUUAAACGAUGACUGUGCCUUAUGGGAGGGGGGGGGGUGGAAAUGAGAACGGAUUUGAUUCACAGUGAAUUUCACAAUGUUUUGUUUGUAUGUUGUCUGACUUUUUGGGUGAAAGUGUCUUAUGGUUUAAAAAAAAACGGGCAGGAGUGUGUUCCUGCUUAAUUAUCACAGCCCUACAGAAGUGAUCAUGUCUGUCGGUCUCAGAUAAGAUUUUUUUUUUUAAAGAAUAUGUUUAAGUGCACAUGUGUCUCUAUUGUGUUUUUUUACCACCUAUUUUUCUACUCUGUAAUUUUUUUUUUAUUUCCCUCUGAUCUGUUAAUCCCCAUGAGCUUUAUUGUGGAUGUUUCUCUCGUGAGAGAGAGAAAUCUUGUUUUAUCACUACAUGAUCAACGCAAAAAUAUGGAUAUGAAAUACAAAUGCGAAAACUGUUUUGCUUUUAUUUUUAAAUGGAAAUGGACAUUUCUCUUCUGUUUCUGUCAAAACAAUGAAAUGGAUAUUUAAUUUACUGGCAUGGCAACCACACAAGCAUAACAUGGUGUGUGUUAUGUUAACAGUGGAAAACCUGAGAUCUACAAGAAUUCAACCUACUAAAAGGUAAUCGACUUGUUAUUGAAUGAGAGGUGCCAAUGGACGUUAGCUUUAUUUGGACAAUAUUUUAUGCAGUUCACUUUGACAAUUCAACCUCUCUUUUAUUAGUAGCAUUCAAGUCAAGAUGUCCAGUCUGAGAAAACUGAUAUGGGUCUUCGCUUAUGAUUUUUUGUUUUUUUUAGUCCGUCCUCCUGUCCUCGCCAGGGAUUAAACAUGUGAAAUUGUAGGCAUUAUGGCGAAACACCUAAUCAAUUUUCAUGCAAUGUGUUCUUUGCCUAAUAAAGGGUUCUACAUGCUCAGCAAAUGUACUUUUACUCAGUGAUGUGUAGCUGGUUGUUUUUCUUGUUUGCAAUCUGUAUUUUUGUGUCUCUUUUUUCCCUUCCAUCAGUGCCCUCUGAGUAUGCAAUGCUGCGCCAUGUAGUUUCUGCCAUGCCAGCUCAAUUGUUUAUUGAAUCUAAGCUGCUAUGUGAAAUGCCAAAUAAAAGACGAUUAAAAACGAA
Molecule: messenger RNA, 5228 nt
Organism: Engraulis encrasicolus (European anchovy)
Lineage: Eukaryota; Metazoa; Chordata; Actinopteri; Clupeiformes; Engraulidae
Product: serine/threonine-protein kinase/endoribonuclease IRE1-like
Exons: 23
Coding region: 181-3555 (1124 amino acids)
Biological process (GO): protein phosphorylation; intrinsic apoptotic signaling pathway in response to endoplasmic reticulum stress; mRNA processing
Cellular component (GO): IRE1-TRAF2-ASK1 complex
Molecular function (GO): ATP binding; RNA endonuclease activity; protein serine/threonine kinase activity
Source: RefSeq, a predicted model, not a curated record